Messenger RNA from Mesorhabditis belari, 816 nucleotides. The record is from the annotation of a GenBank genome assembly. Lineage: Eukaryota; Metazoa; Nematoda; Chromadorea; Rhabditida; Rhabditidae.
AUGCACCGAUUUCUAUUAGUGCUUGGAUGGAUUGGCGUCUCGUCAGCUUUCACUGGAUAUUCUCCGGAGAGCUUCCCGGACAGUAUGACUCAACAGCUCCUCUGCAAUCAGGACACUCCAACCCUUCUCUGUGACCCGACAAGUCAACUGGCGCAAGGAAAAAAUAUCACCGAAAAUUAUCAACGAAUCAAUCAAAAGCUUGCUGCUCUUCGGUACAAUACCACUUGCAAAUGUGGUCCCACUGACUCGAAUCUCGGCAAGUGUGACAGCAUCGGCGCAUGGGGAUUCACUGCAUCGGUGGCCAUUCUCGACAGCAUGAUCUUGGACGUAAAUCAACACGGGAGAGACGACGUGUUGCGAGCAAUCGAAGAGUUUGCUCAUCGCCUCCGUCGACGUUUCCCACGCGGAAAUUGUGAUGACGAUGUCUACAUUGUGCUUUCUGUUAAAGAUGAUGCGAUUUGGACCUCGGCAGGAAAAGUGGCUGAACGGUAUUUGACGCCUGAAUUGGUUAACACUAUCACGAUCACUGCUGAGCAAUACUUCAAGAAAAAGCAAUACACGGACGGUUUGGUUUACAUGAUCGAGGAGUAUAACAAGGUUUUCAAUGAAGAGAAAGUGGAGACUGUGGAAAGCACUGGAUGGGAUUGGCCGAUUCCAAAAUGGGUAGUAAUCGUGCUCGGUGUGAUCGUCGGUUUGGUGAUCAUCGGUCUGUUAGCAUGUGCUAUCUAUUGCUUGGCGAAGUGUUGCUGUUUGAAAGAUCGUCGCGGAAACUACUCGACUGUGAAUCGUGGAAACAAUCCGAGACCGGCACACUUG